Messenger RNA from Pyrenophora tritici-repentis Pt-1C-BFP, 1598 nucleotides. RefSeq names its product calcium-binding mitochondrial carrier protein Aralar2. Gene Ontology annotation, molecular function: pyrimidine nucleotide transmembrane transporter activity. NCBI's taxonomy places the organism in Eukaryota, Fungi, Ascomycota, Dothideomycetes, Pleosporales, Pleosporaceae. Gene Ontology annotation, biological process: pyrimidine nucleotide import into mitochondrion. The record is from RefSeq and is a predicted model, not a curated record. Gene Ontology annotation, cellular component: mitochondrion.
ACUCGAGGCCGAACUCUUCGCUCCAGUUAUUGCUGUCUAGUUGAGGCUCUUCCAAAUUGCGUGACCCAUUGUGCGCGCGCCUCUGUUUUCUAGGUAGUCGGGACAUCAACAAAUCUACUCGUCGCCACGCGCUUUUCCGUUCCCCAUGACAUUCCAGGAAGCCACCAGAACUCGAGGUAUUCGAGACGAUACCGCCCAGCCUUUGCAACCACUUCCGCCCUCUUUGCGCGAGUUGGGAGAAGUCACCCCGCCAAAGCAGCCAAAUGGGGCGCCGGUAGCAAAAGCAAACCCCACGUCUGGGAAGUCAUGGGCGCACUUUGUCGCUGGAGGUCUUGGAGGCAUGGCCUCUGCGACAUUGACGGCGCCACUCGAUGUUCUCAAGACCCGUCUUCAGUCGACAUUCUACCAACAACACCUUGCCGCCAUGCGUACUGCCCGAGGCUUACCCCCCAUUGAGACCAUGUCCUUCGCUCGCAGCUCGCUACUACACAUCCGGGAAACAGGAGAAAUAUUAUGGCAAGUUCCAAAGGCCGAGGGAUGGCGUGCGCUGUUUAAAGGCUUGGGCCCAAAUCUCGUCGGCGUAGUCCCCGCACGCGCAAUCAACUUUUUCGCUUACGGCAAUGGCAAGAGACUGAUUAGCACCCACUUUAACAACGGACAAGAAGCAGCCUGGGUUCAUCUCUGUAGUGCCGCAACUGCUGGAAUCGUGACUGGAACCGCAACAAAUCCCAUCUGGCUGGUCAAAACGAGAUUACAACUGGACAAAAACACACACUCAGACGGUCGUGGCCGACAGUACAAGAAUGCGUUCGACUGUACAAUGCAAACCAUACGCAAAGAGGGUGUUCGUGGACUAUAUCGUGGACUGACGGCCAGCUAUCUAGGUGUGACGGAGAGCACGCUGCAAUGGAUGCUCUACGAACAGAUGAAGCUCGGAUUAUCACGACGAGAAGCGCGCGUAGAGGCCAGUGGACGACCGCCGACAGUAUGGGAUCAAACGGUUGCAUGGACAGGCAAGCUGACUGCCGCUGGAUCGGCAAAGUUUGUCGCUGCACUAAUCACAUAUCCCCACGAAGUCAUCCGUACACGAUUAAGGCAAGCACCUAUGGAGGAUGGCCGACAGAAGUACACAGGUCUUGUCCAAUGCUUCCGACUGGUAUGGAAAGAAGAAGGCAUGGCAGCGCUUUACGGUGGUCUAGUCCCUCACAUGUUCCGUGUGGUACCCAGUGCCGCCAUCAUGUUUGGUACAUACGAGGGUGUACUGAAGUUUCUUGGGGAGAGCAGCAACAUGUGACGAGGGUUUGUUGUCAAGAUUACCUGAUGUCCACGAACUGUCGUCGUGGUUGUCAUGGCUAUAAUGUGUACAAGACUUGCAUAGGAACGGCGUUAUGAAAAGAAGGAGCUUUGGUUUGCAUAUAUGGCGUCUUUUAUCACCACUCAGCCGCAAUUGAGCUUGUACUUGUAUAUUUUGGGGAUAUGGGAAGAAGUACAUAGAUGCUGUACUGUACGAUGAUCCGAAAUGUGAAUUGCAGUAGAGUCUCGGCGUCGAUAUUUUCUACAUGAAUAUACCAUACAAAAAUGUCAUUAAAAAUGUUUCU